GAGAGAGAGAGACCAAGACCACGACCACGCGGACCGGGGGCACAGACGGCUGGUGCUUUGCGGUAAGAGACGACCUGUUGCAGCAGUUCAGCGUCUCUCGGCCACUUCAUCGAAACCUUCGGUCCAGUGAGGAUUUGUUUCCACGUAGAAGGAACUUUUGGAUUGCGCGUGCGUGCCAGAGUGCGAGCUCUCCGAGCUCCCCGGCACCAUGAGUUGGAGCUUCCUCACGCGCCUGCUGGACGAGAUCUCCAACCACUCCACCUUCGUGGGGAAGAUCUGGCUGACGGUGCUCAUCGUCUUCCGCAUCGUGCUCACGGCCGUCGGCGGGGAAACCAUCUACUACGACGAGCAGAGCAAGUUCGUCUGCAACACGCAGCAGCCCGGCUGCGAGAACGUGUGCUACGACGCGUUCGCGCCGCUCUCGCACGUUCGAUACUGGAUCUUUCAGGUGAUCAUGAUCACCACCCCCACCAUCAUGUACCUGGGCUUCGCCAUGCACAAGAUCGCCCGCAUGGAAGACAGCGAGUACCGGCCCGUCCGGACCAAGAAGAAGAGGAUGCCCAUCGUCAGCCGCGGGGCCGUUCGGGACUACGAGGAGGCCGAAGACAACGGCGAGGAAGACCCCAUGGUCGCCGAGGUGAUCGAACAAGACAAACCCGAUAAGGCCGAAAAAAGCUCGGAGCGAAAGCAUGACGGCCGCCGGCAGAUCAGGCGCGACGGCCUCAUGAAGGUCUACGUCGGCCAGCUGCUGUGGCGCACUGCCUUCGAGGUCGCCUUCCUCUUCGGCCAGUACGUGCUGUACGGCUUCGAGGUGAUCCCCUCCUACGUCUGCACCCGCUCGCCGUGCCCGCACACCGUGGACUGCUUCGUGUCGCGCCCCACGGAGAAGACCAUCUUCCUGCUGGUGAUGUACGUCGUGUCCUUCCUCUGCCUGCUCCUCACCAUCUUCGAGAUCGUCCACCUGGGCGUCGGCGGCAUCCGCGACAACUUCCGCUGGCGGGCCGCGCAGGGCUCUGGCGCCCCGCCGCCGCCGCCGCCGUCCUCCUCUCGCAUGGCGGCCACCGCGCCGCCGGGGUACCACGCCACCAUGAAGAAGGAGAAGCUGAAGGGAGAUCUGAGGGACUCGCCGAUCGGCGACUCCGGCCGGGAGAGUUUCGGGGACGAGGGGCCCUCGUCCAAGGAGCUGGAGCGGUUGAGGAGGCACCUGAAGCUGGCCCAGCAGCACCUGGACCUGGCCUACCAGGCGGAUGAAAGAAACCCUUCACGAAGCAGCAGCCCCGAGGUCAACGCGGCUGCGCAGUCGGCCGUCGAGCAGAACCGCCUCAACUUUGCCAAGGAGAAGCAGGGGGAGGCCAGCGAGACAGGAUUACAUGCCUGAACGUGCUUCCUGCCCCAAACGUCUGUUCUUCCAUUCCUACUGGCCUUACACAUGGGGGGGAGGGGGAGGGGAGGGGGUGCACACAUUGGAGUGCAGUCAGACCACUGAGGGAGACCAAAGCGUGUGUAUGUCUGUGCCCGUGUGGGUGUGUGGGUGUUUAUGGGGGGGGGGGUGGGAAUAUGCCUUUCAGUAUUCGAAGUGAGUCAGAAAAAGAUAUAAUAAUUGCUGACCCAGCUGUAUUGGAACAAAUGUUUCAUCUCCAAGACUCUAAACUUGAACGCCCGCCACAUCUCUAGUUUCUGCCUGCCGACCUACGUCCAAACCUCGACUGCCUUCGGCGAGGAACAUCGUCUCCGCCCUGUUCUUCCGCCCACUCUGUGGUUUUGUGGCCAUUCAAUAAUACUCGUCCACUUCGGCCCUUGUGAGAAUUCUCGACAAAGUCUCAAAAGAGAGGCUCCGUGUUUAUACAUCGUCGGCGAAUAUUAACGUCUCUCUUCGUCGGCCUCAGACUCUCGGUCGUGUCUUUUCUGGAGCGAGUGCAGAUGAGUCAUGUUUGAUUUAAACGGAUUUGAUGUCGUUUGGAUGUUCCUUGUCCACCAGCCAUUUCAGAAAUAUGAUGGAAUUUGAAGCCUGUUUUAUUUGCUCCAAUCGGCCCAAAAUGUUUACCUGGGAAAUGCUUGAAUUCUUUAUUGAAAGGGAAAUGUUCCAAGAAAUUUCCAAGAAUCCUUUUCUUGUACAAUCAAUUCAUAUAAAGCACUCCAUAUAUUUUUAUCAGUACCUGUUUUACUAUUUGUUGUCCGAGGCUCCAGAAGUUUAUUUUUGUUUUCUUGGUUUCAGAAGGAAUUGUUGGCGUCACUAAUGCCUCCAAUUUCACUGCAAUUCCGAAAAAGCAGGCUAUUGGAUGUUAGUAUAUCCCAUCGCUGUAAAUGAUCUCUAAAAAUGAUUGAUCACAAUGUUCAUCUUUGCAGAAAUCGAAAGAAUAAUUUCACAUUUUUGUUUUUUUUCUGCUUUUUUUGCUAACCGCUGGAAACAUCUGUCUUCUGCGCUUGCCGUCAACAAUGAAAUCUUUUUGAAAUUGACAUUCUUCUUUGGUGAGACAUAUUUUCCAUCCUUGAUGUGCACCACCAGCCCUCCGUUGUGCUGAAACAUGGACGCUUUCAUGCAUCCUGAAGAAGAAAAAACCCCAAAAGGAUGACAGUUGGCUGCUCACACGCAGCCAUGUAAACACAUAUAAUGGUGGGGCUUUUGAUCAAUAGCUUUCAGUGUUCAUACAGAGUUCACACUUUUUUCAUAGCCUGUCGGAUGGUUUUAUGAUCUUUGGCGGAAAUAAUGAAAUUGCAUUGCCAGAGAGCCUUUUUGAUGCUGUAUUUUUGUAAUCAUCUCACUUUUGCUACUUGUGGCAAGGUACGACAUUCCAUUUUGAAUAUGAUAUUUUGUCAAUGGAUAAAAUAUUAUUUUUUCUAUCGUAUGUUUUGUAGUUUUUGUAACUGUAGAGAUUAUUUUGUUUUCAGAGGAAAUAAAUAUAUUUGAACGUUA
This is a messenger RNA of Pseudoliparis swirei, 2914 nucleotides long. Its product is annotated as gap junction gamma-1 protein-like. NCBI's taxonomy places the organism in Eukaryota, Metazoa, Chordata, Actinopteri, Perciformes, Liparidae. Bases 209 to 1378 code for a protein of 389 amino acids. Gene Ontology annotation, cellular component: connexin complex. The record is from RefSeq and is a predicted model, not a curated record. The transcript has 5 exons. Gene Ontology annotation, biological process: cell communication.